AUGGCUUCCGCGGCGAGCAACCGAGUCUCGACUCGCCUGGCCAUUCGCCUGAUUCCAAUCUUCAUCCUGUGUGCCUUUGUCGUCGCCACCUACAUCUACGUCGGCCACAUCUGCGUGCAGUACUACAUCAGGCAGCGCCGUCGGACCGGCUUCGCCGCCGGCAUGAUUGUCCUGUACUUUGUCAUCUUCUUCCUCAUGCUCGCCGCGUACCUCCGAACCUUCGUCGCCGUCAUCCGGGACCCUGGCCUGGUGCCGCUCAUCAACGGCCAAACCGCCGAAGACCUCAACGAGAAGCAACCACCCCCACCGAGACGAAGACGAAGAAGGAGACGCGGCGGUGAGCCAGAGGAACCUGAUGCGGAAGCGCAGCAGGCGACGUGGGCGCCGGUCGACACGAGCCCGGACAGUCCCGGGCUGGAGGCGUUCUACAGCAAGGACGUCUUCGUCUGCGAGGCGGACGGCCGGCCCAAGUGGUGCUCCGGGUGUCGCCAGUGGAAGCCGGACCGCGCGCACCACUCGAGCGAGCUGGGGCGCUGCGUGCGAAAGAUGGACCAUCUGUGUCCCUGGGUCGGGGGGAUGGUAUCAGAGACGUCGUUCAACUUCUUCGCCCAAUUCACCUUUUACUGCGCCCUCUACUGCUCCAUCACCCUCGCACUCACCGGCUACACCGUCAGCCAGCAGUCGCGCGAGCGCCCGACGCCCGACGGCUGGGUCGUCGCGGGCCUGGUGCUCUCGGCCUUCUUCCUACUCUUCAGCGGCGGCAUGGCGCUGACCUCGCUGCGCUACAUCCUCACCAACAUGACCAACAUUGACAUGUUUUCGCGCUCGCGCAUCUCCUACCUCGCCGUCCGCGUGCCGCUCGACGCGCCCCCGUCGCAGUCCUACCCGACGGUUACCUAUCCUCUUCAGCAGCCGCCCGUCCCGCCGCAGCCGCUCGGCGUCGUCGGCACGCCGCCGCCACCACCCCCUGCGAACCCGGGCGAGUCGAUCCUCAAUAAUGGUACCUCGGUCCUCGCCGCAGCAGAUCGCGACGUCCGAGCCCGGCGCAAGUUUGCCAUCUUGCGCGUCGAGGCCCGCGAGAACCCGUGGGAUCUGGGCCCCCGUCGCAACUGGACCUCGGUCAUGGGCCGCUCACCCUGGGAGUGGCUGCUCCCCAUCAGACACUCGCCCUGCUGCGACCACGACAGCAUGACGAGCGACUAUCCAACGAGGAAUGUCUUGGAUGGCAUCAAGAAGCGCCAUAACUUUGCACAGCUCGAGUUGAUGGAGCCUUCGCAGCCAAAGGGGCAUGAUGCUGUUUGA
This is a messenger RNA of Cordyceps fumosorosea ARSEF 2679, 1302 nucleotides long. RefSeq names its product DHHC zinc finger membrane protein. The transcript is spliced from 3 exons. NCBI's taxonomy places the organism in Eukaryota, Fungi, Ascomycota, Sordariomycetes, Hypocreales, Cordycipitaceae. The record is from RefSeq and is a predicted model, not a curated record. Gene Ontology annotation, biological process: peptidyl-L-cysteine S-palmitoylation; protein targeting to membrane. Bases 1 to 1302 code for a protein of 433 amino acids. Gene Ontology annotation, cellular component: Golgi apparatus; endoplasmic reticulum. Gene Ontology annotation, molecular function: protein-cysteine S-palmitoyltransferase activity.